ACGAGAGGAUGGCAAACAGUCUUCGAGUUGUCCACUCAACUUUACUUUACCUCGGUUGUGGUAAACGCUCAGAUGUCCAGCUUUUUCUGGGCUAGCUGAAACAGCAUGACUGUCACUCUCCUCUCCGCCGGGCCGAGGAGUUCAUGCGGGGCAAAACAGGAGCCCACCUCCCCAGGAGGAACCGCGGGCUGCGGCUGUGACAAGCUGAAGAGAACCGUCGCUGCUGUGGAUCCCGAGCAGGACAAGACAGCGUCCAACGACCCAGCUACCAAAUAUUCCACAGGUGCCUAUGAGAGGACGUCUGAAGCCAACGGAGAUGAGAAGAAAAUUCCGAGUCAGAUGGUACAGAUUUCUGGAGGAGACUUUUUGAUGGGAACAGACAACCCAGGUAUCCCUGCAGAUGGUGAGGGGCCUCAGAGGCUGGUCCAUGUGGACUCCUUCUACAUGGACAUCAUGGAAGUAACUAAUCACCAGUUCCAGAGUUAUGUCAGUGCUACAGGAUAUGUUACUGAGGCAGAGAAAUUUGGAGACUCUUUUGUAUUUGAGGGGAUUUUGAGUGAACCUGUCAAAAGCCAAAUUACCCAAGCAGUAGCUGCUGCCCCCUGGUGGCUUCCAGUCAAGGGGGCCAACUGGAAGCACCCUGAGGGUCCAGACUCCAACAUCACAGAUAGGCUAGAUCAUCCUGUCAUACACGUCUCCUGGGCAGAUGCCGUCGCUUAUUGCUCCUGGGCCAACAAGAGACUUCCUACAGAGGCAGAAUGGGAGUAUGCCUGCAGGGGUGGCUUGAAAGACAGACUCUACCCCUGGGGAAACAAGUUGAACCCGAAAGGACAACACUAUGCUAACCUGUGGCAGGGGGAAUUCCCAUCACACAACUCUGGAGAGGAUGGAUUCAUCAAAACUUCCCCGGUGAUGUCCUUUCCUGUCAAUGGUUUUGGACUGUACGACAUGGUGGGGAAUGCAUGGGAAUGGACCUCAGACUGGUGGACUGUGUACCACACAACAGACCCGCAACACAACCCAACAGGUCCUCCUUCAGGCAAUGACAAAGUAAAGAAAGGAGGUUCAUACAUGUGCCACAAGUCUUACUGUUACAGAUACAGGUGUGCCGCUCGCAGCCAGAACACUCCAGACAGCUCAGCUUCUAAUCUUGGUUUUCGUUGUGCUUCUCAUGAGAAACGAUGACCUGAGCUGCUCGUCCUGAACACAGUCCCAGUGUUGACAGCAAGACAAAGCCAUCAAAGAAGGAUUUGUAUUUAAUGUUGAGGUAUUUUAUUGCUACCUCGUUAUUCUGCAUCUGAGGAUUAUUUUAGGGAAAAGGAGGUUUUCUCACUUCUAUCCAGCUGUCUGAGGACCAAUUGAGAUAAAGACUGAAAGCGAGUUAUUUUAAUUGACUCUGUAAAGUUGCUGUAAAAUACAGUUUUCUGAACAAGAAUGGUCCUUUUCUUUUUUGUAUGUGUGCUGUAAGUUGAUUUUUUUUAUUUUAUGUCUGUUCUCAUUUAUCAGUGUCAUAGUAUCCAGCGUAGUUGAGUCAAGUUAACUGGACUGGGCUUAGUUUCUUGAAGACGUUUCUUAUCCAGAAGAGCUUCUUCAGUUCUGAUGGAGAUAGUGAGAGAUUUCACUCAAGUAGUCUGAAACCACCAACGUUUUAGUCUACGUCUGUCGCGACUCACCUGAGGACUUGUUACAUAACCAUUGUCCAUCUUUGUAUUUUAGGCUAAAUGUGUUGUCAGUCUCUUUAAUAUAACUUAAACAAUGCUAUUGUAGGUGGGGGAUAUGUGGUGUCUCAGUCCUGCUCUUCAUUUAAGUGAAGGUUCUACUCAUUUAAAGUAGAUUAGAUUGAGCCCCCCUCAAACCCACUUGUCUUUUCCAUCCAAGAUUUUAACAUUGUGAUCUUCAAAGGUGUGUCUUCUAUUAUUAA
Molecule: messenger RNA, 1921 nt
Organism: Melanotaenia boesemani (Boeseman's rainbowfish)
Lineage: Eukaryota; Metazoa; Chordata; Actinopteri; Atheriniformes; Melanotaeniidae
Gene: sumf1
Product: sulfatase modifying factor 1
Exons: 10
Coding region: 106-1185 (359 amino acids)
Cellular component (GO): endoplasmic reticulum
Source: RefSeq, a predicted model, not a curated record